Molecule: messenger RNA, 1767 nt
Organism: Lodderomyces beijingensis
Lineage: Eukaryota; Fungi; Ascomycota; Pichiomycetes; Serinales; Debaryomycetaceae
Source: the annotation of a GenBank genome assembly
AUGCCGCCGCCCAUAGUCGAGAUUCCAGGACACUACUACGAUGCCGAGCGUGGGCGCUACUUCAAAGUCACCAACGGCGCCAUCCUCCCUGCCGCGGAAGGCGAGCGAAAGUACCAUAACAACUCGAUCCAAGCCGAGAAACGCAAUCUGGAAUAUGAUCAAUUGGAAAAGAACCAACGACGACGCAAGGGGAUGUUCCCGCUGAACACGAAGCGAGAUCGUGGUGAAAUCAUCAAGAAUCCCAACAUCAAGCAUCCAAUCAGAAAAGAUUUCUCUCGACUACAAAGAUUCCUGUUUGAUCACCUUGGAUUCGUCAAUUGCAAAACGGGCGCGAUCGACUUGCGCAGUCUCUAUUAUGCGAAUGACUACGUCGACCGCAUCAAGUGCGGCAUUGCGCCCGAGAUGCACAAUCUCGUGGUGCCACGGGGCAAGAUUGCAUAUUACGACACGGACCAUUUCGUUUUGGACCCGCCCAAGAUGCUCGACUUGGUGGCGUUUGAGCCGAGGAACCCGCUCGCGUUGAUGGUGUUCAACACCAAGUUGGAACAAUCCCACAUCUCGAGCACUAGUAAAUUUUUCCAUCGAAACCUGCAAGACGGGAUCGUGUGUUUAGAUGUGGAGGAAAUGGUUCAUUUGUUCAAGAUUGACUCGAUUCAUUCCAAAGUUAAAGUGUUUGCCGGGUCCACGAGUGACAAGAUUGACAUUUUGCAAUUUAGCGAGUUGAACCAGAGACUACGCGUGUGCGUGGUUCAAUACCACACGUUCAACAAGAACACACAUUUGUUUGAUGACCACACGGCGGCAUUUUUGCGCUUCAUCAAAAAUAACCUUUCCCGGCAUCCGAGAGGAGCCAAGUUGGAAGGCGCGUUUGGGCUUCACUUGAUCGAGUUUGUCCAAUACUCCAAACAGAAUCUAGACGAAAUCAAUGCCGUGUUGGAGAAAUCGCGAGCGGCGGCAAAGGACACUAACCAACGUACAACACGCGCCAAACUCCAAGCGUUCCUCGAGUCCUACUCCAAGACAAACGAUCGACCCGAGAUGGUGUAUUUGGAUCUAGUCGAUAACGUAUUGAGCAACAAGAUGCCGCGCUACUCGGCGAGGAUCGUCGCUGGGAAAGUGAGCAGCGACAACGAGGGCCACAACGGAUACGUGGUGUCAAGCGAAGGGGACCUCAUUUCCUACCGCUACGAACAACACGCCCGAUCCUUCACAAACUUCCACCUUUUCAAUUUAAACAACCCGAUACCGGAAGACGCCAUCGUGCACGAGCACCGAGGAGACGCGCUCGACACGCGACUUCGAUUAUUCAUCAGCACGCGCUCAAACAUCUUGGUGGUGGACUUGCACACGGGCAAAGUAACGCGGCAUCACUUGGGGUUCAUUCGCAAAAUGUUUAUUCUAUCCGCCACGAAGAUCUUAGUGGUGCGCAAAGACGACAUCGUAUUCUACAACCCCGAAUGGGAAGUUGUUGAAAAGUUAACGAGCUAUAAUAACGCUAAUGACGGACACCAGCAGUUUGAAGUGAUUCAAAACCACUUGAUCUUCAAUGUGGGGCCCAAAUUUGUGGUGUUUAACUUGCUGCGUGGCUUCGGUGACAAUUGGGCCGCGGUGAAGAUCCAGCUUGGUUUUUUGAAGUAUGGCUAUUUCAAAAACUUUCACUUGGUUCAGAUUGUGGGCAUGGGCUCGCGUGACGAUAGACUACAUGUUGGGUUCCAGUAUGAAAAUUGCGAGGAGCACCAAACUAUCUUUGAGUCGUACUUGUUCUAG